GUGUAAUGUUGUUUGACGAGACUACAGGCGGGAGAAGAUCUUGCAGCUGUGAUGAUUUCAGCCCUGGAGCUUUUCAGCGACUUGUUAAUCCCGCCGUAGAUGGAAAAUGAAGAAAGCAACAGAAAAUCAAGGAAACACUCGAGCACUUGGAGAAUACUUCUCACCGAAGAGUAAAGUGAAGGACCUCGCACCUCGCUCUCUACCACAGUCCUUUCACCAGGAGACUCCAAUGAAGCCCUCUCAAGUCCCGAACCGGCUUUCUCAUCCACUACCGAGGAGGAUGUUACCUCAUCAAACACCUCAGCUGUGCUACAGGGACAGACCACAUUCACGUUGGCACCCUCCUCAUCCCUCUCAACCAAUUUUUUCAACAGGGAUUGUUCCAAACAAUGCAGCUAACAUUGGAAACUUGGUAAAUAGUCCCCCACUAAUGGCCAGGGACAAACUGGAUCCUCUGGAGCAUUCGGCGCCACCAGGACCAAGACCGUUUUUUCCUUCUUUUCUUUCGCCAGUUAGCCUGACCAACAUGGAUACCUCACCUAAUGGGCCACAACCUUCAUAUCCUGCUGCAUUUUCCCCCGCAACCCCUCACUUCAUGAGCAGUUGCUCCCCAUCCUCCUACAUCAAGAAAAAUCCAGUGACUGAAUCCAAGGUUACUUUGUUUAACUCAGGAAGCAAAAAUGUAACGACACAAAACCAAGAAUCAAAACAGGGUCAAUCUAGCGAUGUGAGAAGUUACACACAUACUGUCGAGCUGCGCAGGCCGCCAAUAAGCCUGAAAACCUCAUCACUCAGCAACGGAGCAACCCUAGAAGUUAAGCCACCACCCUCUUCAGGCUCAGAGCGCUGCCAUCCUGAUGUCAGCCGGAGGCCUUUGUGGGGCUACCAGCCUCCAAAUACCCAAUCUUCUGACAGAAGUGGUGCUUACAGUUUACCUUUAACCCAUGGGCCUACUGCCCCUUGCCAGAGCCAACAAGUGCGAACACCUUCAAGUGAAAAUGAACACAAAAUUACAGUGGACUUGAAUUGCUCACCUCAGAAGAGAUACAGGGAGUUUGAACACUGUCACGAGAAUACCAACAAACAAUGUCUUCAAGAGGCAAACUCUCAUGUAACACAAACGACAAAAUCCACUGUUCAGGGUGUUUCACUGGUCUGUCAGCCAUCACCGAAGAAUACUUCAGUCUUGGAGCUAUCAUCAAAAACCACAGAAAGUCAUCUGAGUAAGGAGCUGGCAUGUGGACAGUCGACAUGCAUGGAGCCAUCGUCAGCAUUCAAACCCACACAGUCAGGCUGCAUAUCAUUGUCCCCCAAACACUGUACUGGGAGACCACCAUCAAUGGGGGCAAAGCAAGUCUUUUCAAAUGCUGUUCAGAAUCAUAAAGUGGAGACAAAAGAGUUAAAAUCACCUUCUAAGUCAAAUGAAGAAAGUGUGAAAAAAAGAAGGGAAGAAAACCACAAAAUGGAUAAUUCAAGCACUUUGUUAUCUUCUGAGUGUUCUCAGAUGGACAGUAAACACUCACCUCAUUCUGAGGUAAGCAGCCACCACUCAGGUCAUACUGCCUGUAGUACCUCAGGCUCAUCAGUGAAGCCACUAAGCAAAAGUAAUCAGGUGGGGGACAGCAGAAAAUUGGACAGUAGCACGCCCAAACCAACCUCUAGACCAAAUUCAGGCUCUUCGAGCUGUCGCACAAUAGAGCGGAGAAAAACUUCUCGUAGAAGAAGAUCUGUAGUGCCGCUCGAUGAUACAGAUGAGCUUUUCACCCCUGAUCCCUUUACUUACGUAGUCAGCCCUGCAUGUAAGAACGCAAAGUCUAAGGUAAAUGGGGAAACAAACAAGUCACCCAUAUCAGAGAAAGGUUGUUUAUCCAGCCAUUCAUCUAGUUCCAGUCCCUCAUUAACUGUGUCGUCACAUCACAAAACUCAAAACCACACAGCGAAUGGAUCUACUCUUGCAGUACCUUCCUCUGCACGUGAUACACAAAUCUGCUUGCCAACUGUGACUUUAAAGCGGGUAAAACUUGAAAACUGCGCUCCAAAAGGAAAGGAACUCAAAAACAGUCCCACCAGUUCUUCAGGCAGGCAGCUAAAGAGUGAGAGUGUUAAAUCUGAGAACAAACACACAUCUCCUUUCUCCAACAACACGAGUUCAUGCGAGACUGAUGUUUCUUCCUCCAAGCAAAGUCCUACAUCCCCUUGUAGAUGGCCAAGUGAAACGAGUAGAAAGCAGGGGAAUGAAGACGAUCCCAUAGAUGUGGAGCUGGACCUGGACCUGGGCCUGAGCUUUGCAUUGGAUGUGGAUGUAAGUCAGGGCUCACACAGCAGUGAGGACGAGCAGCUGAUUUCAUUGCAGGAGAUAAUGGAACGUGUUGCCAAGCCUCCAGACACACCAGAGAAAGGAGCCUUCUCAGAGCCUAGUACACCUGGACAUCCCACCUGCCAGUUAAAAAAGCUCACAUUGCCAUCCACCACAAGGUCAGGCAUCUAUAAGAACAAUCUUGACCAGAUGCUGACAGAAAUAAACAACAAUAAAAAAGCAAAAGAGAUUGAGACACAGCUUCUUAAUGCAUGUAAUGAGGACCUGCUGAGGAUCGCUGAAUAUGAGGAGACAGAGGAGAACCAAGAGGAGGGCAUCUCCACUGAGCAGCAGGAAUUCUUGCAGCGCUACUCGUUGAUGUCCAGUGCAAUCAGGGAAGUGCCCCCAGGAGAAGUAGUGUUCAACGUGGAGAAGUUUGGCCAGAUCUUUAAUCAGGAUUCACUGCAACUCAGGCAAUGCAUGGUCAACCCACAGGGGACAGCACAGAAAACACUUCUUUGGUCCAGCCCAGCUCAGCUCAGACUGCAUUUGAACAUUGGAUUGUUCCAGGAAGCGUACAACUGUAACUCACCCUGUCCAACUCAGAUUACCCGUUUCCUAUUCAAGAUGAUGUCCGUCCAUAGUGAGAGGAUGGUAUCUGAAAAGCUACUACAGGCCCUGUGUGACAUUGCCUGCACUGCUGCUUAUCAGAUAGUGAAAAAUUGCAGCCAGCAGUUUGAAGUAUGGGUGCCCAGUUUAGCUGAUGUGACGCUGGUCCUGAUGAAUAUGGGCGUUGCGUUUGUCACCCUCUUCCCUUUUGAGAAUCUACAGCCUCCAUUCACAGAAGGAGAUUUGCUGGAGGACAUCUACAUUAAAAGUGAGAGUCCCUCUGAUAACAUGGAAGAAAUCACUUUCCCGGAACACAACUGCAACAACGUCUUGAAGUAUCUGUCCUACUGUAUGGGCCUGUGCCCACGUGCAUACAGCGACGAGGAGCUGCUGCUGCUGCUAACUGUGGCUGGCAGGGUCGGCCUGGACACACGGCUCAUCCUGCAGUCCACUGUGGAGCUGUACCCUCUGCACUAUAAAAUUGUCAACAACUUCAGGGACUGGGACACUAUGCUUCCUCGAAUAUGUCUGGCCCUCACUAAUUUGACAGACGACCACCACAACAUGUGCCUCCUAGUUCAACUUCUGCCUGACAACACACGUGGAAAACAAUUGCGCAGACAUCUUAGCAUGUCCAUGAUCUCUAAGCUGCUGGAUGGAAGCUGCUCUUACAGACCAACACAAAAGGAGUUUCAGCUCUCUGAACUGAGGCAUUACCUUCCCCGCAUGCAACCUUCCACCCUUCUCCGAGGCUUGCUGAAGAAUUCGAAAGAUAAAGAAGAGGACAUGGCCACCCUCGACCAACAGUCCUACUACCUGUGCUACAGCCUUUUGACACUGGCAAAUGAAGCAUCCAAUUUUCAUUCCUUCACGGCUCAUCAAAAGGGCCAGCUGCUGUCCCUGUCGUCUGAGUUGAAUGCACAUGUGAAGUGUGACAUCAGAGAAAGCGAGAAAUGUCUUUACCGGAGCAAAGUAAAGGACUUGGUGGCCAGGAUCGAUACCAAGUGGCAGAUGCUCCUUCAGAGGACCAGGCCUCUUGAUGGUAGGCUGUAUGAUUACUGGCAGCCGGGGGAUACACUGAUCAGCAGCCAAGAAGAUGAAGGAGAUGAAGAGGUCACUGUGAUAGAAGAUGAGACCGUGAUGGAGGAGGAAGAGGAAGAUGCUAAUGUAUCAAGGGAGACUGAUGUCGUGAUGGUUGCUGAGGAGGAAGAGGAGGAGAAAGAAGUGGACAGGGUGGAGGCAGAGGAGGAUAUGAUGCUUGAUGAAAAGCCGGGAGAAAUGGUGGGACAGGAUGGUACAGUGAAUGCAACAAACAAAACAGAGGGUGCAACAGAGUCAAUGCCUUGUGACUUGAACCAAGUGAUGCCUGAGGCGGAGCCUGAAGUACAAAAGGAGCCUCAGGCAGAGGAUGAGCAAACAGAUGCUGCGAGCACAGAUCGUACUGAUGCGGAGGGUGAGACAGUUUGAAAACGAGAGAUUUGUCACUUGGUACCAGCUGCUGAUUUUGCGUUAGAUAUUUUCAUUAGUUUUCAGGGCUUUAAUAGCCAUCGCCUUAAUGUUCAGCUCAAUUUGCACUAUCUACCGGUCUUCCUCCAUCCCUAAGCCCUAGGUUUCAUAGUUUUCCACAGUAAAUAAAGACACAAAUAUUAGGUGUAUAUUUAUUAAUAAAGCAUUUUAGAAGAGAAGAAUGUUGGUGGGCUGAAGCCUUUUCUACUUUGGAGUUUGUGCUGCACAAGAAACAAAAUAUUGAUUUAAUGUGUCUUUUUUCUACAAAAACAAUAACUUAAUGUAAAUACAUUUAGUAAAUUAUUUCUUGCUAUGUCACUGUUUUUGUAUGCUUAGUUGUGUUGUGUGUUGCACACUGCAAUGGAGUGCCUAUGUUUUAUUUGAUUUAUUUUUUUU
Molecule: messenger RNA, 4807 nt
Organism: Amphiprion ocellaris (clown anemonefish)
Lineage: Eukaryota; Metazoa; Chordata; Actinopteri; Pomacentridae
Gene: slf2
Product: SMC5-SMC6 complex localization factor 2
Exons: 21
Coding region: 107-4372 (1421 amino acids)
Source: RefSeq, a predicted model, not a curated record